This is a messenger RNA of Tricharina praecox, 729 nucleotides long. RefSeq lists its product as uncharacterized. Bases 170 to 586 code for a protein of 138 amino acids. NCBI's taxonomy places the organism in Eukaryota, Fungi, Ascomycota, Pezizomycetes, Pezizales, Pyronemataceae. The record is from RefSeq and is a predicted model, not a curated record. The transcript has a single exon.
UGCCGCCGAGGACUGCGAUGGCGAGUUUGGAUGGUAGGAAGCUGCGGCUUGCAUUGCUAUGGUUAUGUGCCGGUUUUCGACAUGCAACGCUCCAGCCUCCGGGGGCGCUGGUAAAUGAUCAGUAUUGGGGGGCGGAGAUGAGCAGGACUAGGGUCUCGCUUUGUAUGUGAUGGCUCGAAGAAUAUUUCCCCUCUUUCUGCUGCCCGGACUCCUCCGUGAGACGCUUCUAGGUAUGUACAUAGCCGCACUGCUCCGCCGGCAAAACCUCGAUCCGAUAUCUUCCUUCGUUUCGAGAUCCCCGCCAGGCCCGCGCUUUCAUUCCCAUGUCUCUACUGACCGAAUGCGCACCGAGCCCGUAACUACCAGUAUGUCGUUUUCGUCGGCGGGAUAUGUCUAUGUAGUAGCGUCUCAUCCUAGCCUGCGUGAAUUGCCAGCGGCCCGACGUCGAUCUCCGGUGCACACCUAUUAUAGUGCCCGGAGGGUCUCCGGCAAUGGCAAUGGGCGAGGACUCGGGUUGGGCAUUGAAAUUCGUCUGAAGGAUCAAUCGAUACGGAUGGACGAGAAUGAGCCUGGCUGGCAACGUUGACGUGCCGCGGCAGCCUACCGUUGAAUGAAGCUGGAUAAAUGUCCGAGUUUAGUGGCGAUCCACGUACGGCAAGACUGGAUGUUCGCAACUGCCUGUGUCUAGAGUAUUUCCCCACACAGGAUACGGUAUAGCGACUGUUAUCG